UUUUCUCCUUCAUUCAGCCCAUAGGCUUUGGAGGGGGAGGGAAUCAGAGAUGACGGGAAACAUGGAACCCAAUCCUGAAGUUGAACAGGGAAACGAAUGCUCCUUUGAAUGGGACGAAGCAUCUCAGCUAUAUUUCCAUGCCAGCACUGGAUUUUAUCACGACCCCAGUGCGGGCUGGUACUAUAGCAGUAGAGAUGGUCUCUAUUAUAAAUUUGAGAAUGGGAAUUACGUGCUUUUGGAGUCUUACAAGGGUGAUGAAUCUGAAAUGAACCAGAGCAAGCAGACCUUUCCUGAUAAGGACAAUGAAGAUGAGUCAUUUAUGCACGAGUGUUCUCAUAAAGAUGGAUCUGAAGCCUAUCAAUCUGUAGGAACUACUUCCAAGGAACCCACUGUAGGACUGAUGGAGUGCAUUAGCAGUCAUGGGAAUGAAAAUCCAACUCCGCCAUCAGAAUGGUUAGAAGAAACACUUAUUAAUCUUUAUUUAUCAGGCUAUUCCAAUCCAGAAAUUGGUGCCGUUGAUAAUGUGAGGAUUCCUUUGGAAAUAGAGAAUGACGCCAACUUGUUAGAUGAUGGAAAUGAUGAUACCUGUGAACUUGAAGAGGGAGAAUGGAUACCUGAGGAUGCUCAUGGUGCCAUAGAGACAAGUGAAAGUGACAUAGAUGAAGAUGUGCAGGCUUGGCGAGCUCAAUAUGGUCAAGUCAGUCAGCCUCAAGAAGAGUCAAUGUCAACUUUCCCAGUUGUGGAUUUAUGGGACUGGACAGUGGUCACAGAAACCAAGAAGCAUAGAAAGUUUGAAGUGGUCAGGCUGGUUGGGCGACUGAUGAGAUGGUCUACUAAGCUUCAUCCCUCUCUGCCUUCUAGUUGUGGCCUUUACAAAACUGCUCCUAUUUGUGAAGUAUAUCUUGAUCUGGUACGAGUCACAUCAGGGCAGGUAUAUAAAUUGAGAAGUCCUAGUGCAAAAUAUAUAGCUUCAUUAUCAAUUUAUGAUUCCUCCAAUCCAACGAAAGAUUGGGGCUUCCCUGAAUUGUCGAUUCAUAAGCAAGUACUUCCCCAAUAUAAUUCCAUCCGAAACUGCAAACUUGGAACACCAGAAAAGGUCCCAGUUGACGAGGAUUUCUCUAUUCUAUUAGAUCAAGUCUCUUCAUCUGAAAAGCAUAUAAACGGUGCAUAUCGAGAUAGAGCUGCUGAAAGAAGAGCCUUGCAUGGUGGUUUUGGUGAGGGUCCAGGUCAAAAGAAAUUGGCUGUUGAUGGUAGUGCAUCACCUCCUCUCUCUGUGCGUACGGAAGAGGCUGGAGCUGAAGCCUUGAACAUGUCGUUUGGAGCUGGGAGUUACGCCAGAAAAAUUCUUGAAAACAUGGGUUGGAAAGAGGGGGAGGCUCUUGGCAAGACCUCAAAGGGGUUGUUGGAGCCAUUACAAGCAGUUGGAAACAAAGGCAAUGCUGGAUUGGGAUGGGGUCAAGGCCUGACAAAGUAUCAGUGAAACAAAGGCAAUGCUAGACUUCUCUGAGCUGUUGUCGUCAUUAAAUUUAGUGCUGAUAUUACAGGAGCCGCUAGAAGAGAGGGAUUCUAAGAUUAGAAGGCUGAAGCAUGACCUUCAAUAGAAGAGUGCAAGUGAAGAGGAAAAACAGAUUCAGCUUCUGAUAAGAAAGAUAUGCUGAUUGAUGGAGGAGGUCCUUAGAGUCAGAUAUUCUGAUUGCGGCUUUCUGUUGGGUUUUUUUAAUCCAGUUAGGCUUACCACAUGUGGUAAAUCAGCAGUCAAAUAUAUUUCCAAUAAUAUUGCAUCGAUUAGAAAUCAUUCUAGUUAAUUGCCACGGUUUUAGAGUUGUACUUCCAAUUAUCUGUCCUUGCUCCAAUGAAGAUUCAAUGUGUCACAUGAUCAGUCAACUCUCUGAUAUAGAAACAAUAUGUCAUUCUCUGCUAUGACCAGAAUGCUUCUGCUGUUGCUGUUGGUGUUUUUUUUCUUUUUUUGGGUGGAAAUGAUUGACAGAUGUUAUUCUCUUAUGAAGAUGCAUUGUAUUUGUCUGCAUUCUGCAAUGACCAGAAUAAAUUUAUGAUUUUUUAAAAUCAGAAUUUAUUCAUUUUUCAUUCAAUUGGUUGAAUUUAAAAUUUACCACAAUUUCAAUUGAUUAAUUAAAUUGUAGAAUUGGAAUUGAAAUUGCAAUUGCUACAAUGCUGUAGCCAAAUUCCUGUCUGUGGUGUCAGAAUACAUGAUUAGUUGGGUUAUGCUGUCUCAACCUGAAACAUUAACAUACUAUGUUUUCCUUGUAAUUGUAGUGUUGGUUCACAUGUGAGUUGGAUCUUUUAUGUGUCGCCACAUGCUGGGCGUCAUAAUUAACAAGCGAUGGAAAAAUCAAAUGAUUCAUCUAUCCAUGCCUCUUUUAUUAUGUUAUGGUAUCUGUAGUUUUGUAGUUUGUUUGGAGUGACGCAUGCUAUCACUAUGGUUCAAGUGUUCAGAGAGAUCAAUGUUCCUCUUGGCUGGCUAAGUAGACAAAAACAAGGUUAAAUUUUCUGAUUUUGCGGCUGCGACUAUUUUAUCGUGAAAUGGUGGUACUGUUGCAAGACUUAAUUUAUGCAGAUAGUCGACAGAACCGCCAAAUGGAGAACAAUGGGAAACUGCAGAAGUUGCAGCCCCAGUGGUUUAACUACCCUAGGGUUCAAGUCUGUCUUCACUUUGUGACGCUGAUCCAGCCUCUAAUUCUGUUAAACGGAUUAAUGUUUUCUAGCGCGGUGCGUGAUCUUACUGGUCUGGAGCGGGUGGGCGAGAGGGAUUCUGAGAUCGGAAUGCUGCUGAGGCGUGAGCUGUACAGCAGAAGAAGAGCCCUAGUGAAGGGUGAAAAACAGAUUCAGCUUCUAAUAAGAAAGUUAAUAAUGUCUUCUUUACAAUAAUGAUAUCUGCGGCUGAAGCUGGGAACUGACUGGAGUUUUUUAACUGAAAACUGUUUUUCGUUUUUCUUGCGUACGUUAAAUAAACAAAUGAUUGGUAUAUAUAUCUCGUUCAAACGGAGAGCAUAAGGGACAUAUGAUGCAUCAUUAGUUUUGUGGAGUGUGCACUCGAUUGGAAUAAAAUUCAUAAUUGAUCAAUUUCCAGAA
This is a messenger RNA of Malania oleifera, 3090 nucleotides long. RefSeq lists its product as uncharacterized. Gene Ontology annotation, molecular function: RNA binding. The coding region runs from base 50 to 1480 and encodes 476 amino acids. The record is from RefSeq and is a predicted model, not a curated record. The transcript is spliced from 13 exons. Gene Ontology annotation, biological process: mRNA splicing, via spliceosome. Gene Ontology annotation, cellular component: nucleus. NCBI's taxonomy places the organism in Eukaryota, Viridiplantae, Streptophyta, Magnoliopsida, Santalales, Ximeniaceae.